Molecule: messenger RNA, 3825 nt
Organism: Penicillium argentinense
Lineage: Eukaryota; Fungi; Ascomycota; Eurotiomycetes; Eurotiales; Aspergillaceae
Exons: 3
Coding region: 1-3825 (1274 amino acids)
Molecular function (GO): protein binding
Source: RefSeq, a predicted model, not a curated record
AUGCACGUGUCCGCCAAGAAAUCACCUGCCGCCAUCGUGGGCGCUAAUGCAUGGAUAUCACACACCAUGUAUAAACAAGCAAAGUUAGAUGCAAUGUUCUCGUCUCCUCCCGUUUCAGCUACCGCCCAGCCUCGCUAUGUGGAGAAUAUGUCCCAAUGCUGUGCAUCUCGCCUAUACCUCUACCAUUUUCUUCUUGCAGUCCUCCCCGUUUACAGGAGAUAUACCGCACCACGCCUCACGGACAUUCCAGCGACCAUCGCGCUUUCAACGAUGCCCUUGGGUCUUCACAUACUUUAUUCCCACGAGGCCCCUCUUCCUGGAACAGACCCAGACGAGAAUACCACUGCCGUCGAUAUCGUUGCAGUGCAUGGCUUAGACGAAAAUUCAACGAGCGCUUGGACCCACCAUGAAGGCAUCUUGUGGCUUAGAGAUCUGCUGCCAAAGAAUAUUCAUAAUGCGAGGGUACUUACGUUCGACUACAACUCCAAUCCUUUUCUUUUUGUUGGAUCAAGUUUCAUGGACAAAGUUCAGGGUCAUGCGACGACGUUAGUGGCAGAUUUGGAGGCUGAAAGGAGUCUGACAAAUGCUUCACGGCGGCCUCUCAUUUUUGUCUGCCAUGGGCUCGGGGGCAUCAUCGUCAAAUGUGCGCUCGUCCAUUCCGCAAGUCGGACUUCUCAUCAAACGUCACACCUCAAUUCCAUCUAUGUUUCAACCUUCGCCAUCGUGUUAUUUGGUACGCCACAUGAUCACAUCGACGUUGGAAGAUGGCUGGCUUUGCGUGCGCCGACCUUGACAGAGCAGGAUCCAAAAGCACUUGCAAACAUGUCGGACGGUGGUAACGAGCCACCAAUAACUGUGCAUGCUUUGGAGGUUGUCACGAACCAAUUCGCUCCACUCAUGAAGAAAAUUCAUUUGUAUCUGUUCUGGGAAGGUUUAGCAACAGGUCUCCCAAACGGUGUUGAUUUUAUGGUUGAGCCAUCAUCUGCUGCUCCUCAUAUGUACGACACCGAAAGAUGCGGAAUUAUGGCGUCCAAUCACUCUGAUAUGGUCAAAUUUCGUCAAACCGACUCUGCUUAUCGGACUGUAAUAUCUGCUUUGAUGAAAUAUUGCCAUUCAGCGCCGGAGAUAAUCGCUUACCGAUGGAAAGAAGCAAUGGAAUCUCUGGUGCGCAUGCGGAGGAAUGAAGCUUCGGAGUUAACGGGCCUGUUUCUUGAUAUCCCUGACAAGACUCCGGUUUUCACGGAUAGCAGGAAUGAACCAGCGCUGGCCGUAUUGCAAAACGAGCAUUUCAACCCACCAUGCGCUGUCUCUAUUGAUUUUAUAGGCCAGGUCGAAAUCAUGGGAGCAUUGCAAGAAGGGUUCGAGCCCGAACGAAGUGCCUCACUGGUAGGAAAACAGAAGCGGUUUGUUCUUUAUGGAAUUGGUGGCUCUGGUAAGACACAGCUAUCCGCGAAAUAUGCCCAAGACAACCGCAAAUACUAUUGGGCAGUCUUCACCAUUGAUGCUUCAUCUCAUCAAACUGCGAAAGAGUCCUUCUGCAAAAUAGGAAGAAUUGGAGGCCUCGAAUCCACUGAAGAAUCUGGCAAACAUUUCCUCUCCCAGGCGAGAAGCCCCUGGCUCCUCAUUAUCGACAACGCAGACAGCCCUGAUCUAAGGUUUGAACGUCUCACUGUACCUGGUGAAAGAGGUCAUAUCCUCGUCACCACAAGAAAUCCCAGCCUCCGAAGGCUAGGCAACGUUGGAAGUGUAGAGGUCAAAGGGCUUAAUGAGCGAGAAGCUUUCCAGCUACUCAUGAAAGUUGCGGAUAUCAUUCCUCCAUGGGACCUGUCUACAGAAACAGCAGGAAUCGAGAUCACCAAAACUUUAGGCUACCUAGCCCUCGCUGUCAUUCAAGCUGGAAACACGAUUUACAACAAAUUGUGCAAUAUAACGGAAUAUCUCAGGUUCUUUCAACUCUUCUUGGAGAACCGGCGCAGAAAGAAACCACGAUGUUCAGCUGAAGGUUCCGUCAUGCGCGAUGCCGAAAACGACGACAUCUUCACGGCUUUCGACGUUUCCUUUCAAAAUAUUGCGACCAGAAACACCAUUCCAAGCCAAGAUGCAGUCGAAAUCCUCAAUAUUGUGAGCUUCUAUCACUUCGAUUCUGUGCCAGUCGACAUCUUCGAAAGAGGCAUGGGCCUAGAGCGAGAGCAGUUGCGCCAAACUACAGCUAGAUCGUUUCGAGCAAAAUUCACCAAUGCUCUUGUCUAUCGCUUGAGACCACCUCGGACACUUCCUAGAAUCCUGAGGCAAAGUGGCGAUAGCAUGCAUCCAUUAUGCAUCAGGGAAGCUCUACGCGAGUUGUACGCAACUUCCCUGAUAACUUACGGGAAAGAUGAGCAAAGCUUCUCGUUGCAUCCCUUAGUUCAUGCCUGGGCAAAAGAUCGCAUUCCGAUGAAAGAGAGGAGUCUGUGGGCAGUGAUCUCUUUCCACACCCUUAUGGCGUCUAUUGAGCUCUUCCCGAAGGACGCCGGAGGAGCUGACUCUAAUUUUCGGAGGAGCUUAAUUCCUCACCUCAACUCAUGCCUCGAAGCCUGUCCAAUCGAGUUCAGGGAAUUCCACAGUCUAAAGGUUGGGAAAUAUCAACGAUUCAUGUUGGUCCUACAGCCGACUUUAGUGUUCACUCUACGAGAGAUGAUCCAAGAAGCCGCGAAGUGUGGGGCCCUGUACGCUCAGACAGGUGACUUUGCGAGGUCUGCAUACCACCUCUCUCUAGCAAAAGACGCGUUAGUUAUGCUUGUGGGGCUUGACAAUGCAAGAACGAUGGCUGCCAUGUUAGGACUCGCAAGUGUCCUGUGGGGCUUGGGCCGCUUGAGAGAAGCCAUAGUCUUGCAAGAACAGGUGGUUAAGUCGCGGCUGAAGGUUUUAGGACCAAAUCACCGUGAAACUCUACAAGCUAUGGACUCCCUGGGUCAGUCCUUCUGGCUCAAUGGGCAAUACUGUGAAGCCAUUCAACUUCAGCAACAGACUGCGGAAACAAUGCGCAUGUUCCUUGGUGAGGAAGACGAUGACACGCUCAAAGCACUAGACCAUUUGGGUGUCACACUAGGUUCUUGGCACAGGUUUGCAGAGAGCAGAGACAUCCAUCAGAACGUCUUGACUAUUCGGUUGAGAACUCUGGAACAGAGCGACUUGAGGGUCCUCGAAACGAAGAGCAAUUUGGCAAUGGCUUUCCUUGACCUUAAAGAGUUCCGUGUGGCAAAAGAUUUAAUGGAGGAUGUCUAUAAUCGUCGCAAGGCCCAGAUGGGCAAGGAACACCCUUACACGCUUUGGGCACUCUGUUAUCUGUCGAAGAUAUACAUUGAAGAGGGUGAAUUGCAGAGGGCCGAGGAAACAUUGGUUGAAGGAAUUGCCGCUGGAAAACGGAGCCUCGGUGAACAUCAUCUUGGGGUUUUGGUUGGCUGUGGAGAGCUUGCUCGGGCUUAUGCGCGCCAAGGUCGUCUAGACGAAGCUGAGGCACUGACUCUUGAGACUGUCAGCAAGGUCAAACUUUCUCGAGGCGAAGAGCAUCCUGACUACGCUACUGGAAUGUGGAAAUUAGGACAGCUGUUGGAGAUGAACGAAGAGCAAUUGAAGGCGAUCAGUGCCUAUCGAACUGCUUUGACAGCUACGGAGACGAGACUAACAGCAAAGCACCCUCUUUACAAAAUUAUCUCAGAUCGCAUUGCAUUUCUAUCGCACAACUCUCACGACGAGGAGCUCAAAGAGGCUGAUAUACCAAAUGUCUCAGCCACAAGUGGCGUUGACACGCUGAUCAAGCCUUUGCAGCCUACGCAAACAUGGUGA